UAAUGUCAUGUUGAUUCAUGUUGAAAUGGUCGGAGGAAAUUGCCGGACGGCCGGCAAGGGCCGGUCGUGGUCGCGCUGCCCGCACACAGCGGAUGCAGCGUGCCUGCAGUCAGUCCAGAGCGGGCGGACAUCGUGCGUUCAUGCCCGUGGGGCAUCGCGCAUAGCCCUGCCCGCAGCAGCAUUCCGUUGGCAGUGCCAGUGCACGCCAGCAGUAUUUUCCAUGUGUUCGAUAAUGUUGAACUUUUCCAAUGUUCAGAUGUCGCCACGUAGGGAGCCAGAUCGUCUGGCUGUUCCCCAGGCCACCGUAGUCGCUCAAUUUCGCGACUAUCAUCCUGAGAAAUUCUCCGGCCAGGGAGAUCCUCGAGUAGUUGACGAAUGGGUUCAGGCCCUUGAAAUGAUUUUCGAGGUCAUGGACUGUCCCGAGCGUUAUCGCGUGCUUUGCGCACAGAUCCAAUUGACGGGUGACGCACGUCUAUGGUGGAACGCCUACUGGGGAAUGCGUCCAGGAGAUAAGGAAGGCUGUACGUGGGACAGGUUCAAGGAGUUGAUUCGAGAAAAAUAUUAUCCUGCGUACUAUCGAGCCGAAAUGGAACGUCAAUUUAUGUCACUCCAGCAAGGUACUCGUACGGUGGACGAGUACGCGCGAGAGUUUACUCGACUCGGAGCCUUU
Molecule: messenger RNA, 670 nt
Organism: Striga hermonthica
Lineage: Eukaryota; Viridiplantae; Streptophyta; Magnoliopsida; Lamiales; Orobanchaceae
Source: the annotation of a GenBank genome assembly